AUGUUGUCCUUGAGUAGCAAUAAAGGACUUCAUAGGCUGAUUUAUUCAUCAUACUCGCGACUUUCAUCUUCGGAGCCAAGUCAACCUUCUAAAGUUGAUAGUUCUGAUGAGUCCAUCCCGUACAAACCGUACAGUCCUUUUCCAAAACCACAAGGGAAAAUAGACUAUGUUAUCACCCGGCUUGAUGAUUUAGCGGACUGGGCUAGAAAAAACUCAAUAUAUCCGCUUACUUUCGGUCUUGCAUGCUGCGCUGUUGAAAUGAUGCAUAUCGCUGGCCCUCGUUAUGACAUGGAUCGUUAUGGGGUAGUUUUUCGGGCUAGUCCACGUCAAGCCGACCUUUUAAUCGUUUCUGGAACUGUUACAAACAAGAUGGCUCCGGCUCUUCACAGAAUUUACGCCCAAAUGACUCAACCGAAGUGGGUUAUUUCAAUGGGCUCUUGUGCAAAUGGUGGUGGUUACUAUCAUUAUUCAUAUAGCGUUGUACGUGGCUGUGAUCGAAUUAUUCCGGUUGAUAUAUAUGUCCCAGGUUGUCCUCCAUCUGCAGAAGCGCUGAUGUAUUCUAUAUUACAACUGCAAAAGAAAAUUAAAUCUGAAAAACACAUUCAAUCAUGGCCUUCAAACACUUCAAAUUCAGAUGAAUAA
Molecule: messenger RNA, 642 nt
Organism: Schistosoma guineensis
Lineage: Eukaryota; Metazoa; Platyhelminthes; Trematoda; Strigeidida; Schistosomatidae
Source: the annotation of a GenBank genome assembly